Molecule: messenger RNA, 849 nt
Organism: Hibiscus syriacus
Lineage: Eukaryota; Viridiplantae; Streptophyta; Magnoliopsida; Malvales; Malvaceae
Exons: 2
Coding region: 22-687 (221 amino acids)
Source: RefSeq, a predicted model, not a curated record
UCAUUUUUGUGUGAGGCAAUAAUGGGGAAUAGUUUGGGAGGGAAAAAGAUGACAAAGGUGAUGAAGAUAAACGGUGAGACGAUGAAGUUGAAGACGCCGGUGACGGCGGAGGAGGUGUUGAGAGAAUAUCCGGGGCAUGUUGUGUUAGAAUCGGAAGCCGUUAAGCAUUAUGGUAUACGAGCUAAGCCGUUGCAGUCGCAUCAAAGGUUGGAGCCGAAGAGGCUUUACUUUUUGGUGGUGCUGCCGGAGGCUCCAAAAGAGAGGGUUCCGAGGAGGGUUCGGUCGGGUAUAAACAUGAGUGCUAAAGACAGGCUGGAGAGCUUGAUGUUAUCAAGGAGGUCGGUGUCGGACCUUACGCUUUUGAAGCCGACGAUAUCGAUACCCGAGGGGGAUGAAGGAGUGGAAGGAGGAGGAAGUGGAGUGACGAGGGUGAAAAUGAGGCUUCCCAAGGCUGAAGUCGAGAGGUUGAUGAAAGAAAGCGCGAAUGAGGAGGAGGCGGCGGAGAAAAUCAUGCAACUUUGCAUGGGGAAGACCGGAAACAGCCCACGUGCUGAAGUUUCCGAGCGGCGACAAGUGCGUUGGGACGGAGGCCGUGGAAGUAUCGGAGAAGUUUUCAAGGCCCCCGAGAAACGGGUGAGUUUCAUGGCAAUGAAUGGAGGAGGGAGCCAAGUAGCAGUGAAUUCAUAACAAAGCAAAGAGAUUAUAAAUAAAUUAAGAGCUCAGCCUACAUUUUAUUAUUGUAGCUUUCUUCUUUUGUACAUACAACAUGGUCAGCUUUGAGACCUUGUGCUUUCAUGGAAGAGCUUAGAGAGAAUGGAGGUGUGGUCGUUUUUUCGGAGAUGGUUAUAA